UGUGUGGCAAACGGUGUUUAACGGGCGGAGCACUGGAGGCACAUAUGCGAAGACAUGACCCGUGGAAGUAUGCAUUGGAUCGACAACAGCGUCAGGAGCUUAAAGACAGGUGCUAUGACUCGACUAGUAAUACGUGGAUCUGUGACCAAAUUGGUUGCCAAAAGACAUGCAAUACUUACCAUCAGAUAAGAGCGCAUUUGUUUAGUGUCCACAAGAGUGCGGACAUUGUCUGUGAUUUUCCUGAUUGCGGCAAAAAGUUCAAAAUGUUAGGAACAAUGCAAAAGCAUUUCCGCAUUUUUCACACCGACGACAAGCCGUUCGUGUGUCCGCACGAAGAGUGCGGACAACGGUUUGUAAAUAAUAACGAUUUGAGGGCACAUUUGGUUCGCCACGAAACUGAUCGCCGAUUUGCCUGCGAUUUCAUUGGCUGUCAAAAGCGACACCAAAGGACACACACGGGUGAGCGGCCGUAUGUCUGCGAUUGGCCCGAAUGUGGCAAACGGUUCACUCGACCCGACUAUUUGAGAGAUCACAAGAAUGUCCACAACAAUGUCAAACCCUAUGCCUGUCAUUGGCCCGGAUGUCAAUACCGGUGCAGUCAUAAGAGUAAUGAGAAACUCUUUGUAAUCGUCUCUUUACUCAGACAUCACUCAAACACAUCCAAUGGCGGCCUGUUCUCGCGUUGUGUCAGCUAUUGGUUCGGAGAUGUGUUCCCGCAAUACAGCCAACACUCGGAGGCCAACGAACCCGAUGUCAGCCCAACUGAAGGCAUCCGAUUCUCU
Medioppia subpectinata is the source of this 782-nucleotide messenger RNA. NCBI's taxonomy places the organism in Eukaryota, Metazoa, Arthropoda, Arachnida, Sarcoptiformes, Oppiidae. The record is from the annotation of a GenBank genome assembly.